AUGACUGAUGUUGAUGAGGGUGUGGCUGACGAUGACACACUAGAUGUAGAUGGUGCAUUUGUAGCCAAGAUUGCACGUCCGCAGAAGCGAGCAGGAGCCAUCCAAUUCAGCCCCCAGGCAGUGGUGGGCCAACACCAGGGCCAAAUGUGCCUCAUGCUACGAGCCACCAACCUACUGCAGCAACCUCUGGUGGAUGUAAAGAGCCCCCUUUACCCUGCACUAUGUGAGGGCACAUCAAACCACUUUGAGUUGGUGGUCUUUCUGUCAGCUUUGCAAGAGGGAACUGGCGACUCCUGUCAGAAGAGGACCUCGUACUUGCGUCACGAAAUCCAGUUCGAUCGUUGCUUUGUUCCAGCGUUGGGGAUGGAUGCUCGGGGGAGGUACAUGGUGAGCACCCAGCACUUUGAUACAGCCCACUCAAAGGAGCCUUUUAACAAGGAUUGUGCGGUGCAGAUCAAUGGAGAUGGCAGCGACAGGAUGGAGUAAGGAUGCUGAAGGAGAG
Paralichthys olivaceus (Japanese flounder) is the source of this 502-nucleotide messenger RNA. The record is from RefSeq and is a predicted model, not a curated record. Lineage: Eukaryota; Metazoa; Chordata; Actinopteri; Pleuronectiformes; Paralichthyidae.